AACUUGUUUAUGUCUCGAUUAUAAUAAGAGAUGUAUAAAAGGAUUAUAAAGAUGAAAUCAUUGUUAGUGUGUGUUCGCAGCCAUGAAGCGGUCGUUGUUUUUAGUUUUUGGGAUUGCCCUGGCUCUUGGAGAUGCUACAGAGAGAGUACGUAGAUACAGCGGCGGUGGCGGUGGCGGGGGUGGUUUCGGUUUCGGCGGAGGGCUUGGCUUUGGCGGAGGAGGAGGAGGCGGCGGCGGUGGAGGAGGAGGUUUUGGAGGAGGUUCAGGAGGCGGCUUUGACGGUGGUGCAGGACUAGCUGGUGGCCUGGGCGCUAUACACCAAGGAGUGCAUAGCAUUCUCGAUAAAGCCCACGGACUUGCAAAGGCUGGACUUGGAUUAGGUGCUGGUGGAGGCGGUGUAUUGGGAGGUGGCGGCGGAUUAGGCGGUGGCGCUGGAUUCGGAGGUGGAUCUGGAUUGGGCGGCGGAUCUGGAUUGGGUGGCGGUUCAGGAUUAGGAGGAAAAGGAACAGAGAAAUUCAUACAAACUUCGUCACCUGAUGGCAAAUCUGGAGGCUUCGCUUUCACUGGAACACUUGAGAAUGGCGGAUACGGCGGCGGCGGUGGCUACAGCAGCGGUGGUUCAGGCUAUGGCGGCGGCAAAGGUUUCGGAGGUGGAAGUGGAAGUGGCCUAGGCGCUGGUGCUGGAGGCGGAUUGGGAGGUUCAGGCGGUUCUGGAGGAUAUGGUGGCAGUGGUAGCGGUGGAAAUGGAAAUGGCGGUGGCUUUGGAGGUGGAGCCGGUGGAGGUGCCGGUGGUGGACUCGGCGGUGGAAAAGGAUUUGGAGGCUCAGGAGGUUAUGGCGGCUCUGGUUCUAGUGGAAGUGGAGGAUCUGGCUACGGUGGAGUUGGAGGCGGAUCAGGAAGUGGAUUAGGCGGAGGCCAUGGUGGUGGUUCUGGAGGAGGAUUAGGAGGCGGAGCUGGAAACGGCGGCGGCCUUGGUCUGGGCAUAUCAGCAAGUUUGGGUGGAAGUAUCAGUGGAAGUGGAGGUUCUGGCGGAUAUGGAUCUAAAGGAUUUGGAGGAUCCGGUGGUCAUGGCGGCGGCCUUGGUGGCGGAUCCGGCGGUGGAUUCGGUGGAGGAGCCGGCGGUGGUCUCGGAGGAGGUUCAGGAUUGGGAGGUGGUAAAGGCGCCAGCUAUGGUGGAUCAAGUGGAGGAUUAGGCGGUGGUUCUGGUUUGGGAGGAGGAAAUGGCGGUGGUUUCGGAGUCUCCGGUGGAUUUGGAGGUGGAGCAGGAGGUGCCGGUGGUUCUGGAAUCGGAGGAGGCUCCGGAGGCGGCCAUGGCUCUGGUCUAGGAGGUGGCAACGGCGGCGGAUUCGGUGGAUCUGGAGCUGGUGGUUCAGGAGGAAGGUUUGGAAGUUCUGGCUCCGGUGGAUACGGAGGAGGAGCAGGUUUAGGCGGUGGCAAUGGAGGCGCCGGUGGUUAUGGAUCUGGAGGAUCUGGUGGUUAUGGAGGUGGCGCCGGAGGAUCAAGUGGUUUUGGAGGUGGUUCUGGAGGAGGAUUAGGAGGUGGCUCUGGAAGUGGAUUGGGCGGUGGAGCCGGUGGAGCUGGUGGAUAUGGAUCUAAAGGCAGCGGAGGAUCUGGUGGCUAUGGAGGUGGCGCUGGAGGAUCUGGCGGUUAUGGAGGUGGUGCUGGAGGAUCUGGUGGUUAUGGAGGUGGUCUUGGAGGUGGAGCAGGAGGUGGAGCAGGAGGUGGAGCAGGAGGUGGACUCGGAGGUGGACUUGGAGGUGGUCUCGGAGGUGGAGCAGGAGGUGGAUUAGGCGGUUCUGGCAGUGGUGGUUAUGGCGGAUCUGGUGCUGGUGGCAAGAGCUGCGGCUCCGGUGGUUGUGGAGGCUGUAGCUCAUGCGGUUCAGGAGGUGCCCACAGCACUGCAUAUGCGAGUGCAUCAGCAUCAGCCAGCGCCCAUGCGGGCAGUUACGGCAAAUAAAACUCAUUAUUGUUUUGAGAAACAUUUAACAAUGUAACGAAGCGUUUUAAUUGUUAAGGAACUUAAAAACUGUGAUUAUUAUUGUACUACUUUUAGUUAAGAAUUAGUUAAUAUAUUAUUUCAGAUUUUUUAUUA
Colias croceus (clouded yellow) is the source of this 2092-nucleotide messenger RNA. Its product is annotated as glycine-rich cell wall structural protein-like. Lineage: Eukaryota; Metazoa; Arthropoda; Insecta; Lepidoptera; Pieridae. The coding region runs from base 83 to 1957 and encodes 624 amino acids. The record is from RefSeq and is a predicted model, not a curated record. The transcript has 2 exons.